This is a messenger RNA of Hymenoscyphus albidus, 429 nucleotides long. The record is from the annotation of a GenBank genome assembly. Lineage: Eukaryota; Fungi; Ascomycota; Leotiomycetes; Helotiales; Helotiaceae.
AUGAACGAAACCACACUCAAACCCCGUCACAACAAACCAACAACAACAAUGGAACCUGCAACCCUUCAGGAUCAGGGUGGAUCCCGAGCUGGACGAGCCUUGCCCUUUGCGGAUGAAUGCUCGCUGCUUUUUGCUGCUUUUCUGGCAACCAUGCUGGCGAUACUGAUGCCGUCGAUAUUACAUCCGUCUCAUUGGUCAAUGGCUCUGGCUUCUGGUGUCCCCUGCCCGUCUCUCUGGCUGUAUGGCUACGCCUCGUCAUCAUGGGAUCCCUACGGGGUGGGUUAUGUCAUUGUUGAAUGCAUGGCAACCGGCAUGGAAGAGCCUGAAGAAACAGAAGCAGAAGCGGAAGCAUCGCUGCACAUCACCGUCGUCCCAUCACGGCGAAGCCUGAGGCCAGAAGGAGCGGUUUGUGUCUGCGACACCGCCUGA